Orbicella faveolata is the source of this 3728-nucleotide messenger RNA. RefSeq names its product sodium-dependent neutral amino acid transporter B(0)AT1-like. Gene Ontology annotation, cellular component: plasma membrane. Gene Ontology annotation, molecular function: amino acid:sodium symporter activity. Lineage: Eukaryota; Metazoa; Cnidaria; Anthozoa; Scleractinia; Merulinidae. The record is from RefSeq and is a predicted model, not a curated record. Gene Ontology annotation, biological process: nitrogen compound transport; sodium ion transmembrane transport; amino acid import across plasma membrane.
UCAUUAUCAUUAUUGUUACUAUUAUUAGUAGUAGUAGUAGUAGUAGUAGUAGUAGUAUUAGUGUAAGAACAUCAAUCGAAUGGCCCUGUGACGUCAUGUUAAAACGCUAUUGUAAAAACACAUAAUAUUGCUCUGACUAAUGAUGUUAUUGUUUACUUCGAAAUUCCCAUUGUUAUCCUCCAAUAGGAAAACAGUUGUGGAAUAAAAUAAUCAUUGGGCUAGUUAAUUCCUUUUACUGCUGCCUGCCGCUCAACCUUAAACCUUAGGGUAACUCAUAACAGCUUCCAUCAUGUUUUAAUGACCUAGCUUUUCUCAUCAAGGGCGAAAAUGAAGAUAAUUCAGUGUGGAUUAUCUGUGUUAAUAUAAAGCUAAACACGUUGCACUAUGCAUUCUACUUUAGUAUUUAGAAAAAUUGUAAGAAACAAGAGGAAAUGAGAGACAAUAUAAAAGAACAUAGGCCUAUGUUUAUAAGCUCACACUUUCCCGGCCCGCUAUGCACACAAGCGGCUAAUUUAUUUCAAACGGUCUACCAAGGAUUUGCAUAAUCCGACAUAUCAGUGACUUUCCUGAACUGAAGAAUCUUGACAUUCCAUCAAAGCAAAUAUUAACGCUUUCUAUUGGAAACAGAGACUCAUUUCCUUCGUUUCAACUUGUAUUUUUUUAUGCUGCGUGAGUAGAAAGUAUGCAAGUUGUCUCUUUCGGUCUAUGGAUGUAAGCUGUCCGACUCUGGCCUUAUUUUCCAGUGAGGGCGACAUUAACAAAUUUGUAAAGUACUCUUCACAAUAGACAAAAAAAAAUUGUUGACAACAUUUCCAUCAAAACGCGCCUCUGUAGAACAAAGCGAUGCAAUACAAUUUGGCUGAUGUAAUGUUGACUCACAUGGCGCGGUUGUGAACUCUCUCUCCACACGCACGCAAAUGUUUUGAAAUUGUUUCCACGUUAUUUAACAGACUGGAAAGUUUUUCACUCGCUUAAAUACCGUCGAUUCCUUGAACACAACAUAGAACUGUGAUUUUUCUACUAAAUAAGCAGAUUUUACAACCAGUCAAACCCGUUUAUUAGGAUUUGAAAAAAACCGGUUUGUAUUUAUUUUCAUUCAUGGGUCGAUAGCUUUUGUCCACAAGCCAGCCUGCAGGCAAGUUGUAUUUUUCAGUUCUCGCGCGCUUAUAACUUGGCGGAAAUGACGGCGAGAGAGAAUCGAAAAGACGGCCAGGUAACUCUGGCUCUAACCACGGGUGAUAACGAUGAAAUAGCGACAGAAGGCAAGUGUGAUGACUCGGAGAGGGACACGGCGAGCGAAAUGGAAGUUAUAGGGCGCCGGACAUGGGGCAACAAAGCUGAGUAUAUUCUCGCCACUAUCGGCUUUGCUGUUGGAUUCGGAAAUUUAUGGAGAUUUCCUUAUUUGUGCCAGAAAAAUGGAGGAGGUGCAUUUCUCAUUCCGUAUUUCAUCAGCCUGAUCUUGCUCGGAAUUCCGCUGUUCUUCUUGGAACUCGCCAUUGGCCAAAGCGUCCGCCAGGGUCCCAUCGGCGUAUGGAAGGCGAUUCAUCCCUACCUGGGUGGGGUUGGGCUUGCUUCGGUGGUCGUGUGUAUUCUGAUUUCCAUGUACUACAACAUGAUCAUUGGCUGGUGUUUUUACUACCUUUUUGUGUCUUUUCAAGACCCUCUGCCCUAUUCCUCUUGUCCUAGUGGAGUGAACUGCACGGUUAACGAGGAAUGCAAACUAGCAGGUCGCACACAGUAUUUCUGGUACACUAAAGCUCUCGGUGCGACGAGUUCUAUCGAGGAAAUGGGUGAUUUCCAAUGGCAUCUCUGCCUUGUGCUGCUACUGGCAUGGAUUGUCCUGUUCUUGUUCGUCAGCCGUGGGGUCCAGUCAGCUGGGAAGGCAGUAUAUGUGACCGCUACACUGCCAUACGUUGUGUUGGCUAUUUUCUUUGGAAGAGCUGUAACAUUGAAAGGGUCAUUGGAUGGAAUAAUACACAUGUUUAAGCCUCAGUUUUCUAGACUAGCUUCUCCUUUAGUAUGGCUGGAGGCCGCUACACAAGUGUUCUUUUCUGUUGGUGUCGGUUUUGGAACCCUUAUCGCCAUGUCAAGUUACAACCCAGUACAUAACAACUGCCGUCGAGACGCCAUCUUUGUAUCUUUAAUUGACAGCUUGACGUCAGUCUUUGCAGCUGUUGUAGUGUUCUCCGUUCUUGGUUUUAAGGCACACGAUUCGUACGAUGAAUGCUUAAGGUUAUAUGGAGGAGUGAACAACACAAAUCUUCCUCCCGGAAUGACGCUUGACAAAAAAUGUCAUAAUCUGGAACACUGGCUUUCUGAGUCUUUUCAAGGUCCUGGUCUGACAUUCAUUGCCUUUACUGAAGCCAUUCUCAAGCUGCCUCUGUCGCCACUGUGGUCAGUGUUGUUCUUCUCCAUGCUGUUGUCUCUUGGUCUUGGCAGUAUGUUUGGAAUACUGGAGGGUGUUCUUAACUCACUACACGAUCAGAAGUUGAUUCCGCUGCGGAAGGAAAUACUUACAGGGCUCACGUGUUUUCUAUGCAUGGUGAUUGGUUUGCUGUUCUGCCAGAGGUCUGGGGAGUACUGGCUGCAGAUGUUUGACAGCUUUACAGGAACACUUCCGCUUCUGUUUAUCUGCUUCUUUGAACUUGUUGGAGUUUCAUGGGUGUACGGCGCUAACAGGUUUUAUGAUGACAUAGAGUACAUGCUUCGAAUGCGGCCUGGUCUGUACUGGAAAAUAACAUGGAGAUACGUGUCUCCAGCUAUAGUCCUGGUGAUUUUUGUCUGCAGUCUGCUAAACAUUGGAUUGAAGCCAAUUACAUAUUCAGCGUGGAGACAAAAUAAGGGUGAUGUAAAGAGCGUGCAGUACCCCUCUUGGUGUUAUUUCAUAAUUGCUUUCCUCAUCUGCGCAUCUUGUUUAUGCAUACCAGCGGUGUUCCUGUUACGAUUAUAUCAACGAAUGACCACGAGGAGGAGGAGAGACACAGAGAUUGUGCGGGAUUUGCUUGAAUCGUCCACCACCAAGAAACAAACUCUCGAAAACGCUGACUGACUUGAAAAACACGAAAGAGUAGGGAAUUUUUACCUCAACACUGUACAAACCAUCAGGAAAACAGAGUAGGACUAACUCGACUCAGCAUUGCUAUAAAAAUGUAUAGUUUUUAGAUCCGAGCUAAUUAUUGGGCAGUCAUGCAGUUGGCAAUUCUUUUUUUAUUAUUAUUAUUUUUCUUUAACAGGGCGCACCAAAUGUGUGUGUGAAACUGAGUACAGUAAAACAAUUAUUUAAGCGAAGUCUAAGUUGGCCCUACAUGCCUGUAGGUGCAAUGGACAGUUAGUGAGUAACUAAGUUAGUCAUAUUUUACACAAAAAUCUGUUAAUUACAACAAGGGAGGUUAAACUAUUUUCAUCAACGGGUUGGACCGCUCUUUGCGUAGACUACAUUUCCAUGGGGAGUAACAGUUGUGGCUUUUAUUAAAUGCCGUCUUAACCCUUCGAAGCAGUGUUUCUAGAGUGAGAUGCAGAGGAAAAUUUCAAAACUAUUUUGAAAUGCAAUAGAACUCCUAUUAGACAGCCACCCUCGGGGAAAUGGGAGGUGGCCGCUUACUAGGGGUUCGUCUGGAAUUAGCAUGAGGCUUAGCAAGUAGAAAUGUCAAUUUAUUUAAAUACAAGCAUGCUUCAGGCAAUAUGGAAUCCCGUGAAGACGAUAAUAAACGUGUGUUUCAAUGUUCUUA